AUGUUCAAGACCGCUGUCCGUGCUGCUCGUCCAGCCGCCCUGGCGGGUCGCGCUCUCACCAAGCCAUCCACAUCCACCCUGCGCGCUUUCUCCACCAGCGUUCGCGUCCAAUCUGGACCCCCACCCCCUCAGUUGUAUGGUGAAGGUGCCAAACCCGGUACAGUCCCUACCGAUAUUGAACAGGCCACCGGUCUCGAGCGUCUGCAACUUCUCGGAGAGCUUGAAGGAAUCAAUGUCUUUGAUGACAGCCCUCUGGACUCCUCCCGCAUUGGUACUAAAGCUAACCCCGUUCUCGUCCCCUCCUUUGACGUUGAACGCAUCAUCGGAUGCACGGGUGUUCCUGCCGACUCUCAUGACAUCCUCUGGUUCAACCUGAAGAAGGACAAGUUGGGCCGUUGCACGGAGUGCGGCUCAGUUUACAAGCUUGACUUCCAGGGUGAAGAGCACCACGAUGAACACCACCAUUAA
Psilocybe cubensis is the source of this 468-nucleotide messenger RNA. RefSeq lists its product as uncharacterized. Gene Ontology annotation, biological process: mitochondrial electron transport, cytochrome c to oxygen. The transcript is spliced from 3 exons. Bases 1 to 468 code for a protein of 155 amino acids. Gene Ontology annotation, cellular component: mitochondrial envelope. The record is from RefSeq and is a predicted model, not a curated record. Lineage: Eukaryota; Fungi; Basidiomycota; Agaricomycetes; Agaricales; Agrocybaceae.